AUAAAAUAAAUAAAUAAAUUUUGUUGAGUUGAGUCUCGACAUAUUCGUGCAAGUCAGAAGUUUUAGGAAGUGAUACGAAGUUCACCGGGUCAUCUAGUAAAAUAUAAAAAUAAAUAAAGUGUCAAAUAGUGUCAAAAUGGAACCAGUGGAUGUUCUGAGUCUGGAUGCUGCUGCUUUGAAGGAUUUUCUGAACUCCUUCGAUCAUGUCUUUUCUGAUUGCGAUGGUGUGAUUUGGGAGAAAGCCCCUCUGCCGGGUUCCGGGGAAUUCUUCAAGCUGAUGACGAGACUUGGCAAAACUGUCAACUUCGUGUCAAACAACAGUAUCCGAACGAGAGAGAACUACGAGAGGAUGUUCGCAGCGGCCGGCAUUGAAAAUGGUUUUGAAAGGCUGACUAUCCCGUCAACAGCGAUCGCCGAAUAUCUCAAGUCACACAACUUCAACAAAAAGGUGUACUGUGUUUCGUGCCCUGAAACUGUGAGGGUUCUAGAGGCAAACGGGUUCCAGUGUGAAACAGGACCCCAAAUCGGUCCAGAUUUCUACGUGGAGUACUCCCAAUACCUCGCUGAUGAUGAGGAAGUUGGUGCGGUGGUGUUCGACAGUGAUUUUCAAGUUAACCUGCCCAAGAUGUACAAGGCAAUUACAUAUCUACAAAGGCCUGGUGUGCUGUACCUUAACGGGGCUACCGACAGAUACGUUCCUUUGAUACCUGGCCGGCUAUCUUUAGGUAUAGGUAUCUUCGGGGAUAUAGUCAGUCAAGAGGCCAAGCGUGAGCCGGUGCUGCUGGGCAAACCUGGCAAAGCCUUUGGAGAGUUCGCCAUGAAGAGAGCUGGGGUCACUGAUGCCAGCAGAGUGCUGUUUAUAGGAGACAUGAUCGAGCAGGACAUAGGUCUAGGUAUUGCCACGGGCUUCAAGACAAUGCUGGUGAUGACCAGCGCCACCCACGAGAAGAUGAUGUCCCAUCCCACAAUAAGACCUAACUAUUACGCUAAAUGCCUAGGCAGUGUAGUUCCUGUAUUUAAGAAACUAUUGAAGUAACUUUAGAAUGUCCUACUAUCUUUAUUUUAAUAGUAUAUAUUGUGAUGAAGAAAUGAUUUUAAGACUAUUCAAUGGAUUUUAUCAAUUUAAUAAUAGUUAAGAUCUGGAAUAAUAUAACACAGGCUAUUUUUCAUAUCCAAAAUAAUUUCAUGUUCCAAUGCGAUACUAAAAAGCUCUGAAAGUCUUUCGUGUAUCGUGAAUCGUGAUUAUAGGUUUUAUAUGCGGUAUAUUUCUAUAGUUCACCAUGUUAACUUCGCAUGGCAUUAUUUGAGGUGAACUUCACCUCAAAUAAUGCCAUGCAGUGACCUGUGUAAAUCUUUAUGAGUUUCAGUUUGACUUAGGAUGUUUAUUUAUUUAUUUAUUUGCUAUGAACAGCCAACAAAAGUUACAAUCAUACAUAGAUAAUUUAAACAUGGAUUAAAUAUUGAAUCACGGUUAUUGCACUUUUAAUUAGAGGCUAUUACAUCUUGCUACAUUGCUGCUUGC
Molecule: messenger RNA, 1522 nt
Organism: Aricia agestis (brown argus)
Lineage: Eukaryota; Metazoa; Arthropoda; Insecta; Lepidoptera; Lycaenidae
Product: phosphoglycolate phosphatase 1A, chloroplastic-like
Exons: 6
Coding region: 137-1036 (299 amino acids)
Cellular component (GO): cytoplasm
Molecular function (GO): phosphatase activity
Source: RefSeq, a predicted model, not a curated record